Molecule: messenger RNA, 513 nt
Organism: Aspergillus tubingensis
Lineage: Eukaryota; Fungi; Ascomycota; Eurotiomycetes; Eurotiales; Aspergillaceae
Product: cytochrome P450
Exons: 3
Coding region: 1-513 (170 amino acids)
Molecular function (GO): iron ion binding; heme binding; oxidoreductase activity, acting on paired donors, with incorporation or reduction of molecular oxygen
Source: RefSeq, a predicted model, not a curated record
AUGCUGGAUCUGGCCGACUCGGAGCAGGUGCCUGAACAGCUUCUACCCGAAGGAUCCCGAGCGGGGAUCGACAACCUCGCGGCGGCCUACACUUGCGGCGGAUUAGUCGAAGCAGGCAGUGAGACGACUGCGACCACGCUGAACAACUGGCUCCUAGCGAUGGCCCUUAAUCCGGCGGUCGUGCAGCGCGCCCAGCAGGAACUCGACCAGGUGGUCGGCCGGGACCGACUCCCCGGCUGGGAGGACGAGCCUAACCUGCCCUACGUCCGUGCCAUUAUCAAGGAAGCUCUGCGCUGGCGGCCUGUGAACAAAUUCGGCAUGAUGCAUGCCACGAGCGACGACGAUUGGUACGAUGGAUACUUCACCCUCAACGGAUCGGUUGUCAUCUUGAAUUGGUGGACGGACGAACUGACUACCAAGUUGGGGAAUGUUGAGGAUGAGGCAUCACACUUGCCGACACCGCUUCCACCCGGUUUUGGCAUGAUCGGCAAGACGCCGCGUUCCAUAACCUGA